Messenger RNA from Tarenaya hassleriana, 1763 nucleotides. RefSeq lists its product as uncharacterized. Gene Ontology annotation, biological process: carbohydrate metabolic process. NCBI's taxonomy places the organism in Eukaryota, Viridiplantae, Streptophyta, Magnoliopsida, Brassicales, Cleomaceae. Gene Ontology annotation, molecular function: acetyltransferase activity. The transcript has 2 exons. Gene Ontology annotation, cellular component: Golgi apparatus. The record is from RefSeq and is a predicted model, not a curated record. Bases 248 to 1339 code for a protein of 363 amino acids.
UAAAAAAGGGCCUCGGAAAGCUUCGGUUCUUCUGUUCCUUUCAAUCUUUGCAAGCGCACCAAUUUUAUCUUCGCCCUCAAUCCGAUGGAGUUUCUUCACCUAACUAAUCCGUAACCCUGUUUCUAAUCGGAGGAAUCCGAAUCUGUGUUAAAGUUUUCUCCUUUUGAUCUGGAAUUCGUUCGGCUUCCUAUGAAAUUGUCGUCUGGAUGAAUUUAGAUGCUUUGAUUCUCAGACCCAGAUCGAAAAGAUGCUAGGGGCGAUCCAUUUUGGGGUAUUAGCGGCUUGUGUGGUUCUGUUCGUGCCCAUGGCUAUGGCGGGUUGGCAUCUGAGCAGACACAAGAUCCUCUUCUUCAGUGGCGCCUUGUUCAUUUCCCUCGCGGUAUGUGUUCAUCUCACGCCGUAUUUCCCGUCCGUUUCGGACAUCGUGGCCUCGGUUUCUUCUGUCGUUGUUUAUGAUCACCGUAGUUCUUGUAUUAAUCUGGUUAAUGAGAUUACCUGGGAUGUUAAGCCGAAACCAGCAGAACCUGCUGGUAAGAAUGGUUCGAAAUUGGACUAUUUUGAGAAGAAUUGGGAUUGGGUGAAAUUGAGGAAAGUGAUGGACUGCGAGUUUCAGAAGCUGGGUAAAUCCGAUGCCUCAGACUUGUUGAAUGGAUCAUGGGUCGUCGUAGCCGGUGAUUCUCAGGCAAGGUUCGUGGCUCUUUCCUUGCUGAAUCUGGUUUUGGAUUCGGGUUCAGAGGCUAUGGAAUCGGCGAAGGCUGAUCUGUUCAAGAGGCAUAGUGAUUACAACAUUCUGGUUAAGGAGAUUGGGAUGAAGCUGGAUUUCGUCUGGGCUCCCUACGAGACGAAUUUGACUGAUCUAGUGAUAGUGUAUAAGAAGGAGAGAAAAUACCCAGAUGUUCUUAUGCUGGGAACUGGCUUGUGGCAUAUGCUUCAUGUGAAUGAUGCUUCAGAUUACGGCGAUCAGCUGAAGAAGCUGAGGAGUAAUGUGGAGAGUCUGGGGCCGUUUUCUCCCGAGCAAGACGGGUCUGUCUCUGUCAGAUCGCCGCAUCUGUUUUGGAUUGGAAUGCCCGUCGAAGUUCUGUUGCCAACAGAACUAUUUAACCAAAUGUGGUUUGUGUCUCUUAACACAGUGUGGCAUGCAUACGAUAGAUCGCUCGGGGAGAGCAAGAUCUUGCGGCAAACAGGGGGUCCUCUCAUUUUGCUGGAUAUUCAGUCGUUUACGUGGAACUGUGGACCUCAAUGUACGCUUGACGGGAUGCAUUACGAUGGGGCGGUGUAUGAUGCAGCAGUCCAUGUCAUGUUGAAUGCGUUGCUCGUCGAAUCACACCAAAGGCUGUGAAUUCUCGGUUUCUGUUUUUUUGGUUUUCUUCCUUGUAGAGAGCUUAAGAAAAGGAGGGGUUUGGCUGUUCGCAGGAGGGUGGUGCCUUGGCCUGAUGAUCUUCAUUCCUGGCAGGUUAUAUUGUUAUUAUUAUCUUGACUUGGAUUUUAACUUAGUAAAGGUCCUCAAUGUAGGUAGAGAAUUGAAAUUCUUUUUUCUUUUUUCGGGUUUCCGAAGUUUACCUUUCUCCUAAAUAUCCCAUUGGAAUUCUUCACAUUGAACUUUGAUUUGAUGUGAAUUGGAUUCUCUUGUAUGAACCCACAAACACACUCUUCCUUGGCAGGUUAACAUCACACUCUUUUGGUUCUUCUGUGUAUCUUUCAAUAAUAAGAAACAGUGAAGUGUAAUGAUCUCUUUUCUUUUCUAUCUUUCAUCAUUUGGUACC